UGUUUUUCGCGCAUCACGCCGCCGUCGCCGCUCCCGUGCGUCCGCACGCUGCCGCUUCGACGCGCCUGUCAUCUGGAGGAAACUCCUCCCUGCAGACCGCGCGUCCUGUCGCCUUUCCAGCGCAAUGGUCUCCUGGAUCAUCUCUAGGCUCGUUGUACUAGUGUUUGGUACAUUAUAUCCUGCAUACUCUUCUUAUAAAGCUGUGAAGUCAAAAGAUGUGAAAGAAUAUGUAAAAUGGAUGAUGUACUGGAUAAUAUUUGCCAUUUUCACCACGAUAGAAGUAUUUACAGAUAUGUUUCUUUGUUGGCUUCCUUUCUAUUAUGAACUGAAGAUAGCCUUUGUGGUGUGGUUACUGUCCCCUUACACUAAAGGCUCCAGCGUGCUCUACAGGAAGUUUGUUCAUCCCACACUUUCCUCAAAAGAAAAGGACAUUGAUACCUAUAUCUGCCAAGCAAAAGACAAAAGCUAUGACACACUGAUGCACUUUGGGAGAAAAGGGCUGAAUGUUGCUGCCUCAGCCGCUGUCAUGGCUGCAACAAAGGGUCAAGGAGUGUUGUCAGAUCGACUGAGGAGUUUCAGCAUGCAGGAUCUGUCCUCCUUCCAGUCGGAUCCUGCUGAGGCCGGCUCUGGUACCAGGCAGCCUGUGGCGGCGCAGCACCAGGCCAGAACGAUGACACGCAGCAAGUCUGAAAGCUCCAGUAAAGGACACGAUUUUGACAUGAAUGAAUAUGAGGUGUUGGACAGCUGGUACUCCAAGGACUCGGUGUCCCAGACUAUUUCAACUUCUGAGACUGAGACUGAGCCCGAGCCUGUUACACCCUACGUAAUCCCCAAACCCGUCUCCACGCCUACUCCACCUCCCAGUCCUCCAGCUCCAGAGCAACCUGAGAGGGUGGAGAAGGAGGUGCAGACAGCAUCACACUCCCCUCAGGUCAAGCUGGUUAAGAGGAAGGCUCCUGAGGUACUGUCCAUUAAACAUGGCUGCUCAGCUCUGCCUGAUUCUAACUGCCCCAUAAGACUGAUGAUUAACUCACUGAUUCACCCCCCCCCCUUUUUUUUUUUUUUUUUACUUCUGUGUGGCUACAUGAAUCAUCACAGUCCAGUGCUUCUGCAGCUGUGGAUAGUGUGCCGCCUCCUCAUAGAGUCUUAAGGCCUCUCACAAGAUCCAGGAGUGCUUUUUCUUCAAACAACGAAGCCAUGUGAAACUUGCCUUCAAGACUACUCCAGCUGCCUUUGCUGCAAGAAGUAAAAAUACUGAAUGGCCAAAAGCUACAUGACUGAAGCAGCUUUGCUUUGGAACAAGGUAUUACCAAAGUGACCUACAACCCCUCUCUCUCUCUCUCUCUCUCUCUCUCUAUAUAUAUAUAGCAAAUAUAUAGCUUACGGUAAGAGGUUUUUCAUGUUGAGAGAUCUUGCUUUUUUGUUUUGGUUAUUGAUACUGUUGAUGUAUGUUCAUCCUUUGUUUUUGUAUACAUGAUCAGGUUUGGGUAGG
Molecule: messenger RNA, 1492 nt
Organism: Thalassophryne amazonica
Lineage: Eukaryota; Metazoa; Chordata; Actinopteri; Batrachoidiformes; Batrachoididae
Gene: reep1
Product: receptor accessory protein 1
Exons: 8
Coding region: 125-1150 (341 amino acids)
Biological process (GO): endoplasmic reticulum tubular network organization
Cellular component (GO): endoplasmic reticulum tubular network; endoplasmic reticulum membrane; cytoplasmic microtubule
Molecular function (GO): microtubule binding
Source: RefSeq, a predicted model, not a curated record